AUGGACACAAUGAAUACCCACGGAGCACUGAACAAAGAGAACUCACAAAUGCAAGGCACCGUCAUCGCCCUCUAUACCGUCGGAGGUAUCUUUGGCGCCCUAUCAUGCAUCUACCUUGGUGAUCUCUGGGGCCGACGUAAGGUGAUUUUCAUAACCAACUUUGUCAGUAUAAUCGGCGCUGUUCUCAUGGCAACCUCUUUCGAUUUCGCUCAAUUUAUCGUCGCACGACUCGUUCUGGGUUUGGGCAUCGGUGGAUAUGUGGCGACGGUCCCGGUCUGGCAAUCUGAACUCUCCCCAGCGGAUAAGAGAGGAUCCAAUGUCGUCACGAAUGGCAUCUUUAUUGGAAUUGGUGUCACUGGCGCCCUGUGGAUUGAUCUGGGUUUCUAUUUUAUCAAAAACAACUCGGUCUCUUGGAGGUUCCCUCUCGCCUUCCAAAUCAUUAUGCCGGUCACUGCAAUGUUUUUCAUCGCAAUGCUGCCAGAAUCGCCUCGCUGGCUCAUCAAGAACGGGCAGGUAGAGGAUGGACGCAAAGUACUCGCGGCAUUACUCGAUGUCGAUGAGGAUUCGGAUGAAGUCAACGAAAACAUCCUCAGCAUCGAGACUUCCCUUGCCUACUGUCCGGCGGCGUGGACAGAAAUGUUCAAAAAUGGCGAGCAACGUCUCUUUCACCGCGCGUACCUGGCCGCCACAGGCCAGAUGUUCCAGCAGAUGUGUGGUGUGAAUCUGAUCACUUACUACGCCACAACCAUCUUCCAGCAGUACCUCGGGAUGAACGCGGUCAACUCUCGGGUCCUCGCCGCUGCAAUGACAAUGAUGCAACCCUUCGGUGGUUACCUGGCCUACUUCACCAUCGACCGUCUCGGCCGCCGCCCGCUCAUGCUGUGGAGUGCCGGAGCCAUGACUAUCUGCAUGGCAGGCCUCGCUGGCACGACUGCCCCUUCUGCAGCUAAUAACACAGGAGCUUUAGCCAUGGCCGUGGUGUUCCUGUUCUGCUUCCAGUUUAUCUUCACGGUUGGCUACUGCGGUCUCACCUUCCUCUACGCCGCGGAAAUGGCACCUCUUCAGGUCCGCGCCGCAGUCAACGCGGUAUCCACUGCUACCGUGUGGGCUUUUAGUUUCAUGAUCGCUCAGGUAACCCCGGUGGGUUUCUCCACGAUCGGAAAUCGUUACUAUAUCAUUUUCGCUGUUGUCAACGCUGCUAUCGUGCCCAGCGUGUACUUCUUCUUCCCCGAGACCAAGGGGCGGUCACUAGAGGAGAUUGAUGAGAUCUUUGCGCAAUCAAAGUCUAUAUUUGACCCCCCUCGUGUAGCUCGCGCUAUGCAAAAGCGUGCAAUGCAGGCACGUCAAUCGAACUCCGAUUCUGAUACCGCCGAUGACGUUGCUGUCAGCGAGGAGGUCAAGGCGUGA
This is a messenger RNA of Penicillium griseofulvum, 1407 nucleotides long. RefSeq names its product sugar porter family MFS transporter. The record is from RefSeq and is a predicted model, not a curated record. The coding region runs from base 1 to 1407 and encodes 468 amino acids. Gene Ontology annotation, cellular component: membrane. Gene Ontology annotation, molecular function: carbohydrate:proton symporter activity. Gene Ontology annotation, biological process: carbohydrate transport; transmembrane transport. Lineage: Eukaryota; Fungi; Ascomycota; Eurotiomycetes; Eurotiales; Aspergillaceae. The transcript is spliced from 2 exons.